UGCAAGUCAGGAACUGUCGCGUCCGCGUGGGGUGCGUAUCGUGUCGCGCGCGGCUGGUGUCACGGUGUGUGCGCGGAUAUUGUACGCCGGUUAGAGAGGGCAGAGGAGAGGAUCCCAUAGAGUGACGUGGUUCAGGUGGACCGACAGCUGACGGUUGGGAUUUCGAACGUGCCGGCAGCCCCGGCCACGGGGCACCGAUGACAGUUGGCGGCGCGUGCCGCGGUACGUCGCCGUAGACCACCUGGAUAACGGGCACGAUCAACUCGAACGAGGGAAUCCCCCGCGUCCCCAGGAUGGAUAAAGACGUUCGACGGAAGUGCGGGAAAGUGCGACGUGCUCUGUUCCACCUGCUGCUGAUAGUGGGGGGUGCGACAGGGUUGAAGGAUUUGACAAUCAACGUGCCAGCGGUGGUGCGAUCAGGUGACACAGUGACACUGUCUUGCCAUUACGAUCUGGAAGGCUUUCCAUUGUACAGGAUACAAUGGUUGCUCGAAGCAACAGAGUUCUAUCGAUACGUUUCCGAACAGAAACCCCCGUACAGUGCAUUCGAUGUGGACGGAAUAAACGUGAACGUUUCCAAGUCGAACAUGAACGAUGUGACGCUCGUGGACGUGUCCAGGAACCUGACGGGGACGUACAAGUGCGAAGUGACGGCCGCACCUCCCUCCUUCCACACGGAGAUCGCGAGGGCCAGGAUGGAGGUCGUGGACGCCCCAAAAACGGACCCGACGAUCGACACCGAGAAGGAGCGUAUAGCAGAAGGCGAGAUGCUCCGGGCGAAUUGCACCACCGGCAACUCCAGUCCCGCCUCCAACAUUACGUGGAAGCUGAACGGGAAUCUCAUAUCGAACGACACCCUUCAGUACAGGUCCCGAUAUUUCGCGAUCCCUCAGGACGACGACUCGAUGGUGUCGAAGUCCACGAUAGAAUUCAAGGUGACCAGCGACAUGUUCCGCAACGGUCGGCUCCAUCUGCGCUGCACGGCUUCCAUCGCAGACGUCUACAGGAAAUCAGCUGAUGUCGAAAUCAACGGGGACACGCCCCGUAUCGCGUCCAUCACUGGAGAAUCACCGCCGCGAGGGCCCCGUGGUAACAACUCGGCCGGACGAAGCUCUACCUGGACUACCACGAUGAUCCUGGCACUGGCGACGCUCGUGUUCCUGCUGUCCACGGCGAGGACGUCGUUCAUCGCGUCGUGCCCCGUCCCCGCCAGCAGGUAGCUCGAAGGCGUCCGCAAGGACACCGCUGCCACUGUCUGACCCGAUCACAUCGUCCAUGUAAAACCUAGUAGUCUAGGGCUUCCAGUUAUGUAUGUUACUAUGUAUGGAGUAGAUAGUCGAAUAACAAUGAUUUUUAUUCGAGUGGGCUUGAAGAAGCGGGAGGACACCCCGAGGGUCGCGGCAGUCAGGUGACGCACGGUUACUUUAACACACGUUAUACUUUUUCAUGGAGAUCGAGGCAAACAUCCACCGAUCGUUCGUGUCGUUGAAUCGACCGAUUUUCUGGGGCUACUAGGUGAACACUGCCACGCGGGAGAAUGCUUAAAAUGGAACGCCAUUGGUCGGACACGCGGAGGACAUUGACACGUACGAAUUUUUCCUGCGGGUACUAAAUGUUUAGUAGAAAUACUCGAUGGCUAGGAUAAUAGCAUAUGCUUUGGAAGAUACUUUUGUUCAUUUUUAUUGGAUCAGGUUAAUCUCGGUAGGAAAUGUGAGCGUCCUCCUACUAAGAGGUACGCAGUGCAGACAUUCUGUUCAGCUUCGAUGACUAAAAUUGAAUUAGUGCAAAAUUAAGGUGAAAUCCAAAAUAUCUUUGCGUUGAGAUCUCUCUGUAAUAUCUACUAUUUCUUACGUUCCACUUGAAACUUCUAUCAAUUUCUUAUUGGCUCAAUUCUGGUCUUUGGAACUAGAGACUCGCUCUAGCCUGCCACGAAAAUAUUUAUAUCUCUCGUACAGAUCACCUAAAUUUCAUUAAAAAAAUACGUUUAAAGUAGCUGGUUGGUCGCUCAGAAAAAAAUCUCGAACGUCGCAAUUCUUUCGAGGUCCAGCGAUGGGGUUCCUCUUUAGCAAGGAUGGAUGAGGGACACGGGUUGCGGGAAGACCUCGCCUGUCGAGUAUCCGAAUUUUCAUUGUAACCUCUUGUACGCAAUAUACACCCCUGAAACGCGAGAUGCUUGAUCGUUUUCCCUUGUUUCGUCGUGUUUGUUUUACGUUCUUGUUUGAGUAAUUCGUUAGUGACCCCAGUGUUCACCGAGCGUCGAGGAUAGAUAUACAUACUACAGGGGUAAUUAAUAAUAACUGAUAUGAUUAACGUUAGCGCAGCGACGAGCGGCGUUCUGCUCAAUAUCCGCUCCUUUUAAGAUGUCUAACGAGGAACGCGACACACCAUAGGUACCGAUUUGUAAUCUGUACAAAUUGUAAUAAAUUACCAUACGAAGUAUGUU
Hylaeus volcanicus is the source of this 2443-nucleotide messenger RNA. RefSeq lists its product as uncharacterized. The record is from RefSeq and is a predicted model, not a curated record. The transcript is spliced from 6 exons. NCBI's taxonomy places the organism in Eukaryota, Metazoa, Arthropoda, Insecta, Hymenoptera, Colletidae. The coding region runs from base 294 to 1220 and encodes 308 amino acids.